Messenger RNA from Orussus abietinus, 1781 nucleotides. RefSeq names its product homeobox protein ARX-like. The record is from RefSeq and is a predicted model, not a curated record. Bases 880 to 1620 code for a protein of 246 amino acids. Gene Ontology annotation, molecular function: DNA-binding transcription factor activity, RNA polymerase II-specific; RNA polymerase II transcription regulatory region sequence-specific DNA binding. Lineage: Eukaryota; Metazoa; Arthropoda; Insecta; Hymenoptera; Orussidae. The transcript has 3 exons. Gene Ontology annotation, biological process: regulation of transcription by RNA polymerase II.
AUUUAGUGUUCUUCGGUAAAAAUGCUUCGUCAAUAAAGUUGCAUUAUAAUUCUUAUUAUCGAGAGGACUUUUUUCCAAAUUUCUACUUUAAAGAAUAGAAACUUUUCCAUUUUAUUUAGGCUCUAAGAGAAGUUUCAACGAACCUAAUUGAGAUAUUUUAAUUAAAUUUCACGAGCAACACGUUCUUCUUUAGGGCCUCCAUAAUCAUGGCUGAAGUUUCAAAUGAUUCGGUGCAUGGAAAAAGGUUUUAUAAAUAUUUCAUAUUUAAUGUUGAACAGUAUAUGACAAGGAAAUGAAUUAAAGGUAAAGUGGAACACGAGAUUCUUCGUCGUGGAGUUCCAGCUCAAGGUCAGAAGACCGUAAGCGCUUUUCCGCGGCGCGAAAUCUGAGAAAUCGUUCCUCGGGAUUUCUCAGCUCUUUCGUUCGCAAAAGCCUGGUCUGUCGUCGUACAAAGGCAAGAACACCUCUCUCCAAUGUUCUCUCAGUUCUAUUAUUGAUUCGCGGUGUUGAAGCGAUACAUUUUUGAGGCUUCCCUCGGCUGGUAGGGAGAGUGAGUCCUCGGGUGCUACCAUCCCCUACUCAGUCGCACCUAUGGCAUACAGGUGUAAGUGAAAAAAAAGUCUAAGAGCGAAAGAGACCGAUAAAGAGAGGAAAGAAACGAAGCUCGACCAGCCAGUAGAGCAAGGUGCUCCAGUGUCGAAGACUCCCCAACACUCAUUGGGCAGAAUUAGCAUCAUCGGUGCCCUCUUCGAAGCCUUCGACAGGCCUAAAAUCAGAAGAAAAUUAAAACUCGACCCUGGCCCGACUAAAUUACCCUCGUAUAAGUUCUCGUAACAGGCUUUAAAAUCGUUUGCCACGAUCCAGGAAGGCGAGGUCGAGAUGGACCUCAAGGAAGAAGAGGAGAGUGCCAACGAUGCGGAGAGGCAAUUGUUCUUGGUGGGUCCUCCGAAUGAUCCUCUGGUCUCCGGAGGGCAGAUCGUUGGUUCUGGUCCCUCGGACGAGAUCAAUCCUGGUGGUGAUCUUCAGACGAACGCCCUCGCCGGUCUGAUGUGCUCGCAAUCUUCCUCGGUCUGCUUCCCUGUGAAAUUCACAUACGACUUCUCUCCGAGUCCUGGAAACGAAGACCGACAGCCUUCCGGAGUAGGUAAAAGGAAGCAGAGGAGGUAUCGAACAACCUUCACAAAUUUCCAGUUGGAGGAGUUAGAGAGAGCCUUCCAGAAAACCCACUACCCGGACGUCUUCUUCAGGGAAGAACUGGCACUGCGAAUCCAGUUGACCGAAGCUCGAGUACAGGUAUGGUUUCAAAACCGAAGAGCCAAAUUGAGGAAACAGGAAAAACAGUGUAAAGUAUCGACACACAUGAGUCCUCACCUGCAACAGUCAGAAUGUUCAGAGAGCCAGCAACAACAACAACAGCAGUCCGAUCACUUGUUGCUGGAGCCACCAUUAGGAAGUCCUCCUCCGAUAUACUUAGGGAUGGAGUGGGCAGGAUUUUCUCCUUACACCAAUGCAGCAACUGCCUCUCCGCUGAUAGUCAAUGGCAUGAGCAAGCCUCCGGAAGCUGACGACAACUCUCUUCUGGACCCUGACCUCUUGCAACUGAAAACUCCUCGUUCCUAAUGUCAACGAUACAAGUUGUAGCUUUAAAGUCUUCGGUGAAUCACGAUAGGUUCACUUUUCACACCACCGGUGACUUCGAUAGAGGUUAAGUAGCUUAGAUUUUUUCUCUUCGCAUCCUUCCCAGGGUGAGACCCAGAUGAGACGUUAGUACUUCGGUUAAG